AUGGAAAGCAUUAGAACUCUUAUUAAAAUAGCUGAAAAUAACUUUCAGACGAAAGUAUAUGAGCAAGAAAUAUAUUUAGUACAAGUUUAUCAAAGUUUUAUAAAUUACUUUGAAAGUCUAGCUUCUUCAUUUUUUACAGGUCGUGAUACAGAAGUUCAAUGUAGAAUAAUACAAAAUAAUUUCAGCCUAAAUGACAAAGAAAUUAAUAGCUGGGAAGGAAGGGCUUCUUGUUAUAAGAUGACUCCAGAAAGCUUCACUUUUUUUCUGCAUAUUGCUAUGCUUUCCGCUUCAGAAGGUCUUAUUGCAGCAGAGGACCAGAUACAGAAACGUGAUGAAACUCUAUCAGGGGCAUUACAGCAAGAAAUUAGUAGGCAGAAAGAAGCUGAACGAUUAAUGGAGUUAAUACCAGGGUCGUACAAGAAGUCCAAGUCAAAAAAAUUGAAGAAAUCAAAAAAAUCGAAAAAAAAGAUUUCAAAAUUCCAACUCGAUUCCUCACAUCAUUCUGAGUCAGAAGGCUUUGAUAAUGAUGUAAUUACUUUUGAACCUAGAGGGGAAGUUGAUAGUGAUAAUCAAAUGGAUGAUGAUCGAGAUUUGAAUAUAGAUCGGUCGAUUUCUAAGACUAAUGUUGAUCAAAAUCGGACGAUCGCGGAAUUAUCUGGUACACAACCUAAUGUUGAUCAUUCUCUUAUGGAAAUUACUUCGGUCACAAUAACGCUAUUGAUAAUUGAUGUUACACCUCAACCGCAGCAAGUAACACAACAAGAAAUAACAAUGACGAAUUUGACAAAAUCUUCGAAUAAAAAAAAGAAGUCAAAUAAAACUUUAAUUCAAAAUGUAAUUACUGGUCAUACACUUACCGAUGAUGAUGCAUCGCGAGUCAGAGACAUUUUGGUUUAUGACGUUCUGGUAUCCUGGACUCCUGAAGAUAUUCUGAAAGAACUAACUUUAUGGGAGAAAACUAUUUCUUUACAGACGAAGCCACAAAGGAAAUAUCAGACGCUCCAUUUGAAGAUAGAAUUAAGUACCUUUCGGUUAGCCCAGUUUGAAGUUAAUGAUAAUCCAGUACACUGGUCAGAAUAG
Rhizophagus irregularis DAOM 181602=DAOM 197198 is the source of this 1080-nucleotide messenger RNA. RefSeq lists its product as uncharacterized. The record is from RefSeq and is a predicted model, not a curated record. NCBI's taxonomy places the organism in Eukaryota, Fungi, Glomeromycota, Glomeromycetes, Glomerales, Glomeraceae.